Molecule: messenger RNA, 1827 nt
Organism: Sphenostylis stenocarpa
Lineage: Eukaryota; Viridiplantae; Streptophyta; Magnoliopsida; Fabales; Fabaceae
Source: the annotation of a GenBank genome assembly
AUGGCCAUUUCCUGUUCUGCAGAAUGGUCACUUGCUUGCUCUAAAUGUUGCAGGACAACCCACCACCUUUAUGCAUUCAUCCCCACGUGCCACUUCCCUUCCUUGUGCUCUGUCUCACCCUCUCACCAACGCUUCUUCCAUGUCAAUUUCUCAGCCUCUCCCUCACCCAUUUUGGAAGAAGAAUCUUCCAACACCCCCAUCAUCCAUUUAGAUGUUAACUUUGCUGAUAUUCAACAGUAUUCCAAGCCAGAAGCUGAGAAUUUGAACGAGUUUUUAUGUGGGUUGUUUGAGGAUCCAAAAACAAAGGAACUUGCGUUUGACUACUACCACAGGUUGAAAGAGAGGCCGGAGUUUAGGCCUGAGAAAUCAACGCUAAGGCAUCUGAUCAGGUACUUGAUGAGUUUGAAGAACUGGGAUUUGAUUUUAUCAGUUUCAGAAGACUUUAAGGUUUACCAUGUGUUGCCUGACAGGGCUACUUGCUCUAGGGUGAUUAAAUUUUGCAUUGAACGUAGGAAGUUCAGGAUUGCUGAGGUUCUGCUUGAUGUUUUUAAGUCUGAUAGUAAGGUUGCUUUCUUAGCUUGCAGUUCUGCUAUGGGAAGUUAUAAUAAGCUGCAUAUGUUUAGGAAUACUGUUUUGGUCUUUGAAAGAAUGAAAUCCAGUGGUAUUCUUCUGGAUUCUGUAGGUUAUUUACACAUUAUGGAAGCCUACUCUAAACUUAAUGAAUGUGAUGAAGUGGUUCAGCUGUUUCAUGAAUUUAAAAGUAGGAAGUUAAAAGGUUCAACCAGAUAUGUAGCUCAAAUUUAUGGGAUUCUGUGCGAGUCAUUGGGGAAGCUUGGAAGGGCUUUUGAAGCACUUGAUUACUUUAGAGAGAUGACUAAGAAGGGGAUUUCUGAAUACUCAAUUUACUCCACCUUGAUAUACUCUUUUGCGAGUUUGCGCAAGGUUGAUGUAGCUGAAGAACUUCUUAAAGAAGCUAACGGCAAAACAAUGAUAAAGGACCCUGAGGUCUAUUUAAAGCUUGUGCUUAUGUAUGUCGAUGAAGGUUUGUUGGAGAAGACUUUGGAAGUUGUUAAGGCAAUGGAUGAUGCAGAUGUCAAGGUUUCUGAUUGUAUAAUAUGUACUAUUGUCAAUGGCUUUAGCAAGAAAAUAGGGUUUUCAGCUGCAGUUAAGGCUUUUGAGGAUCUAGUUUCCAAGGGCUAUGAACCAGGUCAAGUCACCUAUGCCUCAGUUAUAAAUGCAUAUUGGCGUCUUGGGCAUUACAGCAAAGCAGAGGAGGUGUUUUUAGAGAUGGAGCAAAAGGGGUUUGAUAAAUGUGUCUAUGCUUAUUCAAGCAUGAUUGUGAUGUAUGGCAGAACUGGGAGGGUGAGAAGCGCAAUGAAAUUGGUAGCUAAGAUGAAAGAAAGAGGGUGCAAACCAAAUGUGUGGAUCUACAACUCCUUGAUAGACAUGCAUGGGAGGGACAAGAAUUUGAAGCAGCUUGAGAAGUUGUGGAAAGAAAUGCAGAGAAGAAAGGUAGCACCAGAUAAGGUGACUUACACUAGCAUCAUUAGUGCUUACAAUAAGGCAGGAGAGUUUGAAAGUUGUGUGAAACUUUUUGAUGAGUAUAGGAUGAAUGGGGGCCUUAUUGAUAGGGCCAUGGGGGGUAUAAUGGUUGGUGUGUACACUAAAAUUGGUCGGGUUGACAAUCUGGUUAAACUCUUACAGGACAUGAAAACAGAAGGAACAAGACUAGAUCAGAGGCUGUAUCAAUCUGCUUGGAAUGCUUUUAAAGAUGCUGGGUUGCAACUUCAGGCAACAUGGAUGAAAGAGAGCUUCCAUGUGGCAUAG